AUGCCCGUUAAGAAGGAAAAAGAGCCCCUGUCGGCCUUCGAGCAGCGCCGCCUGCAGAAUAUCGUGGCCAACAAUGAGAUCUUGAAGGACCUAUCACACGCCGCCUCCAAAAUCGCCAAGCCUGCCGCCCCUAAACCUCAACCUCGCCCACGGCCUAAGAGGCCAGCAGUAGAGAGAAGGGAGCAGCCCAAGAGGGAGAGGGCUGUGCCGACUCGCGCCAGCUCGCGCUUGAAGGGUGAAACGGUCAAGCGCGAAGCUGAGGAUUUGGCACCUGCCUCACUUUUCCCUUCGGACAGACCGGCAAAGAAAGCCAGGGUUAACGAUGACUUGAACCUCGGCGACAUUUUGGUCGAGGGGCGCAAGUUUACCACAAACGGUGUCGAUGCAGUCACAGGUCUCAUCUCUCUGCCACGACUGGGGGCGGAACCGGGGGUGCGGACAUUUGACGAGGAUGACAUUAAGGAAACCACGGACGAAGAUCUGCGAAAUUUGAGGAAGAAGAUGAAUAGUUUGGAGUUAUAUGAUAAAUGGGCAGUCAAUGAUAUCAAAAUUGUGCCACAGCGCAUUUAUUCGAUGGGCUUCCACCCCACGGAGGACAAGCCACUCAUCUUUGCAGGCGAUAAAGAAGGCGCAAUGGGAAUUUUCGAUGCAUCUCAAGAUGCGCCUGAAGUCGACGAUGACGACGAGGACGCCGAGAUUCCUGAUCCAGUGAUUGCAGCAUUCAAGACACAUACAAGAACCAUUUCAUCUUUCCACUUUCCACUUACAGACCUGAAAUCAGUCUAUACGGCAUCGUACGACUCGUCCAUCAGGAAGCUGGAUCUCGGGGCUGGCACACCGGUCUCUGUGCAAGUAUUCGCACCCGACGAUGACGAAGACCUCCCUAUCAGUGCAAUCGACAUGGCUCAAAAUGACGCCAGUACCAUUGUGUUCUCGACACUUUCAGGGUCCGUCGGUCGAUACGACGUUCGCACAAAGGACGACGCAGAGAUCUGGGAAUUGAGCGACUCCAAAAUCGGGGGCUUCGCCUUGCACCCCUACGCUCCUCAUCUGUUCGCCACGGCAUCGCUCGACCGCACAAUGAAAAUCUGGGAUAUGAGAAAGAUAUCAGGCAAGGGCGACAUGCGGCACCCAGCACUGAUUGAGGAGCAUGUGUCAAGGCUGUCAGUGUCACAUGCGUCUUGGAGCCCUGGUGGUCACAUCGCUACCAGCUCCUACGACGACACCAUCAAGAUUUACGACUUCAACGACGCCACAUCGUGGAAGGUGGGGCACAAAAUAUCCGAGAAGGAGAUGAAGCCUUCGAGCAUCGUGAAGCACAACAACCAGACGGGAAGAUGGGUCACGAUACUGAAGCCGCAAUGGCAGCGACGCCCAGCAGAUGGCAUUCAGAAGCUUGCGAUUGGAAACAUGAACAGAUUCGUAGACGUCUACGACGCCAAUGGCGAGCAAUUAGCCCAACUGGAUGGUGACGGCAUUACCGCCGUACCGGCUGUUGCGCAUCUGCAUCCGUCUCAAAACUGGGUGGUUGGUGGUACAGCCUCGGGCAAGGUGUGCCUGUGGAUGUGA
Diaporthe amygdali is the source of this 1569-nucleotide messenger RNA. RefSeq lists its product as uncharacterized. The coding region runs from base 1 to 1569 and encodes 522 amino acids. Gene Ontology annotation, biological process: regulation of DNA damage checkpoint. The transcript has 2 exons. Gene Ontology annotation, molecular function: protein binding; DNA binding. Gene Ontology annotation, cellular component: nucleus. NCBI's taxonomy places the organism in Eukaryota, Fungi, Ascomycota, Sordariomycetes, Diaporthales, Diaporthaceae. The record is from RefSeq and is a predicted model, not a curated record.